UAGAAAAAUAAAAUGCAUCAUCAUCAUCGACGCCGACGUCAGAAAGAGCGCCUCUUUUUUGCGCUCCCGUUCCUUUCGCUCUCCUCUCUCUCCCCCUCUCUCGCUCUCCCCCCUCUCGAUCCCUCGAUCCUUCAAGCGUCUCGAAAGAGGGGAGAGGAGAGGAGACGAUGACGAGGGAGGUCGUGGCUCACGUUUACGACGUGACCAACAGCGGAUCUGAGAAGACGAACAACACCAUCCUGCAGGUCAACAGGAUCUUCAAGGACCGGAUCGGGCUCGGCGGGAUCUUUCACAGCGCUGUUCAGGUUUAUGGAGAUGAAGAAUGGUCAUUUGGGUUCUGCGAACAGGGUUCUGGGGUCUUUAGUUGUCCGCCUCGUAAAAAUCCAAUGUACACCUACCGUGAGAGCAUUGUUCUUGGAGAAACCAAUUGUUCAAUUCUCAAAGUGAAUCAGAUCUUGAGGGAACUUAGCAGAGAAUGGCCUGGACACUCUUAUGACCUUCUAGCAAAAAACUGCAACCACUUUUGUGAUGUUUUCUGUGAGAGGCUUGGUGUUCCAAAACUUCCAGCAUGGAUCAAUCGAUUUGCAAAUGCUGGAGAUACUGCCAUGGUUGUUGCAGGAAAUACAGCAGCACGGCUAAGGCAAGCAAAGACGGAAAUUGUAGCUGCCAGCAAGGUGGCCUACAAAUUCAUGGCAGGCCUCGGCUCUAACUCUCCAACGACUCCCGAGUCCCCAAACAAUCAAGAAAGAGGCAGUCCCAGGUUUCAAGGUGCCUGGUUUAAAAAACUCGCCUCAGUUGGUGCCAAGCCUUCGAGUAGUGCCCUUGAGUUCUCACAUGAAGAUGGUGAUGAUGGAUCUUUACUGAGGCAGAAACGGAGCUCGGAUCAUAAUAUCUGAGGGGACAUUUGAUUCGGUUGUAUCAUAGAUUGUUGUUUGAUUUGUGUACGAGUAGGGAGGAAAAUUUGUUAGUUUUGUGGUUGAAACUGUAUAAAAACUCUUCAAAAAUUCUUUACAAACUUGCUGUGGGAACAAAAGCUUAAAGAGUGAGUGCUAGUACAUUGACUGGGUGCUAACGCUGUGUUUGUAUUA
Asparagus officinalis (garden asparagus) is the source of this 1088-nucleotide messenger RNA. RefSeq lists its product as uncharacterized. Gene Ontology annotation, molecular function: deubiquitinase activity. NCBI's taxonomy places the organism in Eukaryota, Viridiplantae, Streptophyta, Magnoliopsida, Asparagales, Asparagaceae. The transcript has 4 exons. Bases 168 to 896 code for a protein of 242 amino acids. Gene Ontology annotation, biological process: protein deubiquitination. The record is from RefSeq and is a predicted model, not a curated record.